Molecule: messenger RNA, 315 nt
Organism: Lecanosticta acicola
Lineage: Eukaryota; Fungi; Ascomycota; Dothideomycetes; Mycosphaerellales; Mycosphaerellaceae
Source: the annotation of a GenBank genome assembly
AUGAACAACUUCACGAUCUACACGUGUCCAGCGACCGAGGGCUAUCUCGUCUGCGGCAGAAAAAUCUUCAGAUUCUCAAAUUCACUCCUGGAAACAGCGGUGUCCAGGUGGAUUGUGCAUACAGACAGAGAGGGCCACAAGGCGAUUCGGAGACUCCUGAUCAAGACUUGGGUCGUCGCGCUGGACUGGAAAGAUGAGUGGAAGACUCGGCGGCCGAGCUGGCGGAAGCUCAGAGAGGAGCUCAAGAGCCAAGGCUAUGGUGAAGAUCGGGUUAUGGUGUCUGUAUCUUGUCUCUUCGACGAAUCUCAAAGUUGA